Trichoderma gamsii is the source of this 1164-nucleotide messenger RNA. RefSeq lists its product as hypothetical. The record is from RefSeq and is a predicted model, not a curated record. The transcript has 3 exons. Lineage: Eukaryota; Fungi; Ascomycota; Sordariomycetes; Hypocreales; Hypocreaceae. Gene Ontology annotation, molecular function: coenzyme A diphosphatase activity; acetyl-CoA hydrolase activity. The coding region runs from base 1 to 1164 and encodes 387 amino acids. Gene Ontology annotation, biological process: coenzyme A catabolic process.
AUGACUGCCCAGGAACACCAGCUGCGAGGCCAAGAGGAAGACUCAAUAUCAGCAUCUGCUGCCCGAUCCGCGCCAGUCCCAGAACCGGAGGUCGACCCCUCCGACACCGCGCUCUCCGAGGCCGAGGUUGCGCAGGUCAAGAGGCACAUCGCCGAAGCGCUAGGCGUUGCCAGCCACUCUGCGGAGGAAUAUACAGGCGCAUCGCUCUAUUAUGAUGCAUCGACCAUGGCGCCGCUGAAUUCCUUUUCUUUGGCCGCCCUCAACAGACUCCGAGCAUACAAGCCCCCCUCGUUCCCGCUAUGGGACAAGUUGCCGGCGCGCAAGCGAGCCGCCGUCCUGGUGUUGCUGUUUGCGGAUCGAUGGGGUGAUUUAAGAGUCGUUGUUACUAUGCGCGCGGCUAGUCUGCGCAGCUUCUCGGGCCAUGCAGCGCUGCCGGGCGGCAAAGCAGACAGCAAAGAAGAGACGCCAUACCAGAUUGCGCGACGAGAGGCGUACGAAGAGAUUGGACUCCCCAUGGACGACCAAAGGAUACCCAAGCCGUUUCGCAUCGAGCAGCUGUGCUACCUGCCACCGUCCUUGGCGCGGACGCAUCUGGUGGUUACACCUUGUGUUGCAUUCCUGCAUGCCGAUCGGACCUCUGCCGACUCGCCGCCUGCGUUGGUUGAAGAAUCCAUGAUCCCUCGACUGGAUGCCCGAGAAGUCGCGGCCGUCUUCAGUGCUCCCUUCUAUAACUUCCUCAAGGCCAGCGACCUGCCGCCCCGAGAAGGCGAAACGCUACCUCCAGGACACUGGUACGACGGCGCUUGGACGAACUGGAAAGGAGAACAGUGGCGAGUACACAACUUUUACGUACCCGUCAAUAAUCAGAAAGUAUCAAGGCCCAGGAGAGGAAGCGCGGCUCAGAUAGAGCUGGCAGACCAGUUGGAAGAGAGCCAAGACCACGAAGGCCGGUUCCGAGUCUGGGGCAUGACUGGCAGAGUGCUCGUCGACGCAGCGAGGAUUGCAUAUAACGAAGACCCUGAGAUGACACACAACUCGGACUUUGGAGAUCUCAAUGUCAUCAAACUCGCUGAGGAAGAGGGUGCGUUGGAUGAGAGCCCCCUCCCGGAAAAGAUGCCGGAAAAGAAAGGUAAAGAAGAAGAGCAGAAGCCUGCCAAGAUGUAA